CUGCGUCGGGAAAGAAUUUGGUUUUUCCAUGGAUUCUCUUGAAGCCAAUUACAGAGGCGAACCAGAGGAAGACUCGCAUUCGCCAACCCAUGACCCGACCCGAAUUCCUCCUCCUCUCGGACCCGGACGACAAGAUCUGACGCCGCCGCGGCAGUCGAAUUCGAAUGUUGUCGUCGAGGAUGAAAACAUCGCCAAUUUGGAGAAAGUUGAAGAAGCUGGGGAUUCGGGUCGGCCCGGAUCCGACGCGAAGCUCGAAUCCGAUUCUCUCUCUGAGGAUGGUCCGACUGCUUCCUCUGACAACCUCAAGUCCCCCAAGCCGGAAUCCGCCGCUGCCCAAAACGGCGCCUUACUGGGAGAAGAGGACGGAGACGAGGAAGACGAACCACUGCCGAAGAAGCAGAAGCAACUGUCUUCUCUUACGUUAUUGCCUGUGAAAGAGGAUCCAGAGGAAGAGCAACCUCCGCCGCCGGGUCUCACGGCGGCAGCGGCGGAGUCGGAAACCCCGGUCGCGAGUACAGCGAAGAAGUCGAAGUCGAAGAAGAAGAACAACAACGUCUGGGUGACGAAGAGCACACGCAAGGGGAAGAAGAAGAGCAAAGCCAACACGCCGAACCCUGCGGCCGUGGAGGACAAGGUACUGAUAACUCCGGUCCCUAGGUUUCCCGACAAGGGAGACGACACGCCCGACAUGAAAAUAUGCCUGUCAAAAGUGUACAAAGCUGAGAAAGUGGAACUUAGCGAAGAUAGGCUUAGUGCAGGAAGUACCAAAGGGUAUAGAAUGGUGAGAGCAACGAGAGGGGUAGUAGAAGGGGCAUGGUACUUUGAGAUUAAAGUCGUGAAUUUGGGUGAGACGGGUCAUACCCGACUCGGGUGGUCGACCGAGAAAGGAGAUUUGCAGGCUCCAGUAGGUUACGAUGGCAACAGUUUCGGAUUUAGGGAUAUUGAUGGUAGUAAGAUUCACAAGGCUUUAAGGGAGGAGUAUGCCGAGGAAGGGUAUAAGGAAGGCGACGUUAUCGGUUUCUACAUAAAUUUGCCUGAUGGUGCUUCAUUUGCGCCAAAGCCUCCUCAUUAUGUAUGGUAUAAGGGGCAGAGAUACGUUUGUGCUCCCGAUGCGAAGGAGGAGCCUCCUAAAGUUAUACCAGGGAGUGAGAUAUCCUUCUUCAAAAAUGGUAUAUGUCAGGGGGUUGCCUUCAGAGAUCUAUACGGUGGUCGUUACUACCCUGCUGCUUCUAUGUACACUCUCCCUAAUCAGCCAAAUUGUGUUGUGAAGUUCAAUUUCGGACCUGAUUUUGAAUUUUUCCCCGAGGAUUUCGGUGGGCGUGCAAUUCCAAGAUCUAUGUGUGAGGUUCCAUUUCAUGGGUUUGAUGCUAGGCUUGAAAAUAAUUCUUCCGAUGAUAAGAAAAGUUAGUCAGAAACAGGCAGCACAUCCUUUACCAUUGCGGCAUUUUUAUUUUCUAGGGCUGGAGAUUGUGAGGUUUUAGGCUUUCUAUUUGUAACUUAGUACAAAAUCAAGAGUAGGAAAAGAACGAACGACUUCUUGUAACAUGUUUACUUCCGAAACAGAGGAAAUCAAGCUGGGUUUUCUGCUA
Messenger RNA from Tarenaya hassleriana, 1589 nucleotides. RefSeq names its product protein TRAUCO. The record is from RefSeq and is a predicted model, not a curated record. The coding region runs from base 29 to 1408 and encodes 459 amino acids. NCBI's taxonomy places the organism in Eukaryota, Viridiplantae, Streptophyta, Magnoliopsida, Brassicales, Cleomaceae. Gene Ontology annotation, cellular component: Set1C/COMPASS complex. The transcript is spliced from 2 exons. Gene Ontology annotation, molecular function: protein binding; transcription cis-regulatory region binding.